Phytophthora nicotianae INRA-310 is the source of this 1591-nucleotide messenger RNA. RefSeq lists its product as hypothetical. The record is from RefSeq and is a predicted model, not a curated record. NCBI's taxonomy places the organism in Eukaryota, Oomycota, Peronosporomycetes, Peronosporales, Peronosporaceae. Gene Ontology annotation, biological process: protein modification by small protein removal. Gene Ontology annotation, molecular function: peptidase activity. The transcript is spliced from 2 exons. Bases 30 to 1418 code for a protein of 462 amino acids.
CUCAGAAUCAAAUUAACUUUGUAACCAAGAUGUCGACUGUGACUCUCCACGUGUACGACCUGAGCCACGGCAUGGCGCGGCAACUGUCGCCGGCGCUGCUAGGCAAAACCAUCGACGGUGUGUGGCACACGGGUGUGUUGGUGUUUGGCAAGGAAUACUUCUUUGGUGGGGGAGGCAUUCAAGCCAUGGCGCCGGAAUUGGUGGUGCAGCGUUAUGGCAUGCAGCCCGUGCGUGCCAUCACGCUGGGCGAGACGAGUCGGACGCAGCAGCAGCUGGAGCAGUUCCUACGUGAGAACAGCUCUCGCUUCACGGACGCCACCUACGACCUGCUGCGCCAUAAUUGCAAUAACUUCUCGGACGAGGUGUCCAUCUUCCUCGUGGGGUCAGGCAUUCCGCAGUACAUUCUGGAUCUACCCAAUGAGGCACUCAAUUCGCCAUUUGGAGCAAUGCUGAGACCCAUGCUGGAGAACAUGAACAACCAAAUGCACGCGGCCCCGGGCGAUCAGCUCUUCUCGAUCCCGUUCAACGACCCAUCACGUGCCAAUUUAGCUGUACCUGCUGCCCCCUCGACGCCUGGUACGACUCCAUCAGUGGAUUUAGCGUCGCGUCGAUUUAAGAUCUCUGGGUCUCCUGCGCUUCACUUGGACAAGAUGGUGCAGCGCAUCAAGGAACGUAACACUGAGAAGCUGCUGUCUGAAGACGAGAUAUCGGCGCUUGAUGCGUUGUCGGCUCAAGUCGCCGAGGAUAACAAGGAAGCUGACUCGACCAAAAGUGCCGAAUGGUGGAAGAUUGCCAGCAAAUUGCUGGCUCAAGGACACGAGUCCACGUUCUUCUUCCCGACGUUAGGCUUGACUCGCGUGCUGUUACUGCAACCGUCUAGCACGGAUGCUGUGACAGAGAAGAAUGAGUGCUUCGAGGCUAUUGUGCACGCCACAGAAGUCGAGCCUUCACCACUGACGUCCGCUCAGAAGACUCUGCUACUCUCUGUGCUGUUGAACGCCUUCGCCAACCCCGGAUUCAGCGACAUGGCUCUCUCCGGGUCCACACGUUUCCUGCCUUUCGUGUUUGCUACGAUCGCUGAUACAUCCUCUAGUCAAGAAACUCGAGUAUUGAGUGCUCACAUCAUUAGCAACUGCUGCUUGGCAAUGAAGAUCGGAGAGGAAGUGGUGGUCACCACCAUCGUCUGCGGCGCUGUUGAGACGCUGGAUCGAAUCUCGAGGCUCCAGUCCUCUUCUGCUGUACAACAGCAAACCAUCGAAGGAAUUAUCGUCGGCCUCGGUCGUUUGCUGCACAACUUUGAAGCUGCUCGCAGUCUGUCGGUCGAGCUUGGUCUCGCUGAAGUCAUCCGACGCCUGAACGUGACGCCAGGCCUCAACGCCAUCCAGCCACUGCUCACAGAGGUCGUGCAAUUGAUUUAGAUAACAUGCAUUGCUCUUGGAUUGAAGUACAUAUAACCCACUUUGCAAUUAAGAACUAACUUGUAACCGAGCUGCUAACUUACAUGGGACAAAAAAAAUGUGGCUCGUAGAUAGAUAGCACUGUGCUACUGUAUAUGCCAAUCCUAAUCAAUCCUCACUCACUUUCGUAUCCA